AUGGGAGUAGGCGCCCCCUGCUGGCGGACCACGCGCACUGCCUGUGUGCGGAGAGCGGAAGUCAGACACGGCGUUAGCUCCGAAGCUAAAGCUAAAAACAUCAAAAUGUGGAAGAGGCGAAGUCUGCUGAGAGCUGCCGUGAAGGAGCGUCUGUCUGCGGCUGUGGAGGAGAUCUGCGCCCUGGUGGAGAGGAGCAUAGCAGAGUAUGAGGAGGAGCUGAGGAGGAGCAGGAAGGAUCAGGACCAGACCCAGGACCAGACCCAGGACCAGACCCGGAGGAACCAGCAGCGCGUGUCCGGGUUUGGAGGCUCCCGCAGCGGACUCAGCGCAGACGCUGAGAUCCACUGGUUCAGUCCUGAUCCCAGAGUGAAGCAGGAAACCACAGAGAGGCCACACAUCAAAGAGGAACCGUCAGAACAGCGCCUCCUACAGGAGCAAGAGGAGCUCUCAGAGGUCACCUGUGUGAAGAGGGAGGAGCUGUGUCCACAGACCACAGUCCACAGACCCAGAGAGGAGGAGACGCAGGGAGGAGCAGGAGGAGCAGUCAGCUCACAGGGACACUUCCACUCAGACACUGAGCAAAGGGACAUCUCUCCUGACACUGAGGAUGAUGAAUCCUGGGAACAUCCUUCUCCUGCUCAGACACAAGACCCCACUGCACACAACUCUCUGUUCAUCAGCUACGAGACUGUCCCAGAGGGACUGUCGGGGACCAGAGACCUGUCGGGGACCAGAGACCUGUCGGGGACCAGAGACCUGUCGGGGACCAGAGACCUGUCGGGGACCAGAGACCUGUCGGGGACCAGAGACCUUUCGGGGACCAGAGACCUGUCGGGGACCAGAGACCUGUCGGGGACCAGAGACCUGUCGGGGACCAGAGACCUGUCGGGGACCAGAGACCUGUCGGGGACCAGAGACCUGUCGGGGACCAGAGACCUGUCGGGGACCAGAGACCUGUCGGGGACCAGAGACCUGUCGGGGACCAGAGACCUGUCGGGGACCAGAGACCUGUCGGGGACCAGAGACCUGUCGGGGACCAGAGACCUGUCGGGGACCAGAGACCUGUCAAGGACCAAGCACCUGUCUGGGGCUGGACCUGGAUCCAGAGCGGACAGGAUGUUUAAGUCGCACACGGGAGAGAAGCCGUACGUCUGCCCCUUCUGUCAGAAAGCCUUCUCCCGCUCCUCCAUCCUGAACCGCCAUCUGUGCGUUCACAGCAGAGGCAAACCUCUCAGCUUCACUCACAGGGAGGACCUGGAGGCUCAUGAACGCUCCCUCCGGAGAGAGGCCCCUGGGGGUCCUGGGUUCAUGGGACCGGGACAGGGCGUGUCCUGCUGGUCUGGAGGCUUGUCCUCUGUGCAAAGUGACUCAAUGGAUUCUGAGGAGAAACCCAGUUUACAACAGGAGCGACAGUUUCACCCGAAUAUGAACCUUCACUGA
This is a messenger RNA of Knipowitschia caucasica, 1440 nucleotides long. The record is from the annotation of a GenBank genome assembly. NCBI's taxonomy places the organism in Eukaryota, Metazoa, Chordata, Actinopteri, Gobiiformes, Gobiidae.